CUUGAUUAGUAAUAAACAGUUUAAAUAUUUAAACACAAUAUUAUUCAAGGAAAUAUUAACUUAGUUUGAGUAACUAAUUAAUUUAUUUCAGAAGGUGCUCGAGUAAAAUUUCCAUGUCCGCCCAUUUAUAGAAGUCGUUAAAUAUCCAAAAAUUAGGACGAAUAAAUCACUAACUCGACGCAGGGCAAUAAUUCAUCGAGUUAAAAAAAAUUAGUUUAAAAUCAACUAUGAGUUCUUAUAUUUGUCUAGUUUUUCUUGUGUUAAGUACUGUUACAGUAUUUUACAGUUCUUAUGCGUCUUCUCAAGAAACAUGUGGUUUAAGAUGGCGAGGAUGCAAGAAAUCUAUUCAGAACAACAAAGCUCAAAAUAUCGCCUGGCUACAAAAGAACAAAAAUCCAAAGUUUGCUCAAGUUGAAAAAGAACUUUCAAACCUUAUUGACAUGUCUGAAGACGAAGAAAUAAAUGAAAAUGCCGAAGAUUUUGAAGAGAAAAAACAACACCUAAACUAUUUGGACUAUCUAGCAAACUUAUUUAGCAUAAAUUAUAAAGAAGAUGACAAAGCAUCUGUAUAACUAAAUUAAAAAAAAAUUGUUGAAAACAA
Hydra vulgaris (swiftwater hydra) is the source of this 601-nucleotide messenger RNA. The record is from RefSeq and is a predicted model, not a curated record. Lineage: Eukaryota; Metazoa; Cnidaria; Hydrozoa; Anthoathecata; Hydridae.